This is a messenger RNA of Bombyx mandarina (wild silkworm), 772 nucleotides long. RefSeq names its product ribulose-phosphate 3-epimerase (gene Rpe). The record is from RefSeq and is a predicted model, not a curated record. Gene Ontology annotation, biological process: carbohydrate metabolic process; pentose-phosphate shunt. Gene Ontology annotation, molecular function: D-ribulose-phosphate 3-epimerase activity. NCBI's taxonomy places the organism in Eukaryota, Metazoa, Arthropoda, Insecta, Lepidoptera, Bombycidae.
AUGACUCGUCAUUUAAAAGCGCUUAUUGGACCUUCAAUUCUCAAUGCUGAUUUAUCUCAAUUAUAUGAAGAAUCUCAAAAGUUGCUUGAUAAUGGAGCAGAUUAUUUACAUUUAGAUGUAAUGGAUGGUCAGUUUGUACCUAACUUAACCUUUGGUCACCCUGUAGUGAAGUGCCUUCGAGGAAAAAUAAAAGAUGCCUUUUUUGAAACUCACAUGAUGGUUGAGAAACCAGAGCAAUGGAUAACACCAAUGGCUGAUGCUGGAGUCAAUCAAUACACAUUUCAUAUAGAACCUGUCAAAGAUGUAAUAGAAGUGUGCAGAAAAGUUAGAGAGCACGGAAUGAAGGUAGGAGUUGCAAUAAAGCCUGGAACUCCUGUUUCUGAAGUUGAAAAAUAUAUCUCUAUAUCAGACAUGGUCUUAAUAAUGACCGUUGAACCAGGGUUUGGUGGCCAGAAGUUUAUGGAGAAUCAAAUGGCCAAAGUGCAAUAUUUAAGAGAGAAUUACCCAUUACUGGAUAUUGAAGUAGAUGGUGGUGUAGGGCCAUCAACAAUAAAUUGCUGUGCCAAUGCAGGAGCCAACAUGAUAGUCUCAGGGACAGCCAUAAUUGGAUCAGCAGACCAAGCUGCUACUAUAAAAUUACUACGAAGUACUGUACAGGAUGCAAUAAACAAAUAAUACUAUAAGCGACAACACCACAAGAACAUGCAUUCCAAGGGUUUAAAGUCUUCCAAAUUUUGAAUUUCAGGGUCAAAAUAAAAAAAAUCACUACUUA